UACAGUGUACGUAAGCGCUGCAGUAUGUGGCCCCGCCCCUCCCCAUUAACGGCAAAAUGGCGACUGAGAGCUGUGAUGCUGUGAACACGGACUCUGACAUGGAACUGCUCAGUGACGAGGAAUUAGAAAGGGAAGCAGAGGGCUUCAAGGAGCAAGGCAAUGCCUUUUAUAUCAAGAAGGAUUACGCAGAAGCAUUCAAUUAUUAUACCAAGGCCAUAGACAUGUGUCCGAAGAAUGCAAGUUACUAUGGAAACCGGGCAGCCACACUAAUGAUGUUGGGUCGGUACAGAGAGGCUUUAGAGGAUUCCCAGCAAGCAGUACGACUAGAUAACACCUUCAUGAAGGGCCAUCUGCGAGAGGGCAAGUGCCACCUGUCCCUCGGCAAUGCUAUGGCUGCCAGCCGCUGUUUCCAGAGGGUUCUGGAGCUGGAGACUGACAACUGCCAGGCCCAGCAGGAGCUGAAGAAUGCAGAAUCCAUCCUUGAAUAUGAGAGAAUGGCAGAGAUUGGAUUUGAGAAGAGAGACUUCAGGAUGGUUGUUUUUUGCAUGGACCGUGCCUUGGAGUCUGCCCCAGCUUGUCACAGAUUCAAGAUACUGAAGGCAGAGUGCUUAGCCUUGCUGGGACGCUACCCUGAGGCUCAGUCUGUAGCCAGUGAUAUUCUGCGAAUGGACUCCACUAAUGCAGAUGCGCUGUAUGUGCGUGGUCUUUGUCUCUAUUAUGAGGACUGCAUUGAAAAGGCUGUUCAGUUCUUUGUCCAGGCCCUACGAAUGGCUCCAGACCAUGACAAGGCUCGACUCGCAUGCAGAAAUGCCAAAGCACUAAAAGCCAAGAAGGAGGAGGGGAACAAGGCGUUCAAGGAGGGAAACUUUGAGGCAGCCUAUGAGCUGUACUCUGAGGCGCUAACAAUAGACCCCAACAACAUCAAGACUAAUGCCAAGCUGUACUGUAAUAGGGCCACUGUUGGAUCUAAGCUGAAGAAACUAGAACAGGCCAUUGAAGACUGCACAAAGGCCAUUAAACUGGAUGAGACCUACAUCAAGGCCUAUUUACGGAGAGCACAGUGCUAUAUGGACACAGAGCAGUAUGAAGAGGCAGUGAGAGACUAUGAGAAGGUUUACCAGACAGAGAAGACAAAAGAACACAAGCACCUCUUGAAAAAUGCCCAGCUGGAGUUGAAGAAAAGCAAGCGGAAAGAUUACUAUAAAGUGCUUGGAGUGGAUAAAAACGCCACAGAAGAUGAGAUCAAGAAAGCUUACCGCAAACGAGCGCUUUUACAUCACCCAGACCGUCACAGCGGAGCGAGUCCUGAGGUGCAGAAGGAAGAGGAGAAGAAGUUUAAGGAGGUGGGCGAGGCUUUCAGUGUACUUUCAGAUGCAAAGAAGAAGUCUCGCUAUGACAGCGGUCAGGAUCUGGAGGAUGAUGGCAUGAACAUGGGAGAUUUUGAUGCCAACAACAUUUUCAAAGCAUUCUUUGGAGGCCCAGGGGGGUUUAGUUUUGAAGCAUCUGGACCAGGAAAUUUCUUCUUCCAGUUUGGUUAAUUGGAGGAUUCAUCUACCUAAACAGUUACUACAUCAGGACUUUUCAACAAUGUCAACCCCCUGAUCCACCAUCCGUAUUUAAUGACCGACUGAUUGCAAGUCAGAUUCUUGUCUAUGCCAUUGACCGAAUGCAACCCACAUGCAGCAAAUGAUUUAAAGCCCAUAUAGCAAGAACAUCAAGAAGGCUGAGUUGAUAGUGUUACUGGUUUUGGAUUUGUUUUUUUUCCUUACAGGAUGAAACAAACUUGAAAGUCAGUAAUUGCUAGGAGAGAUUGUGCAGGUAUUGUAUCAGAACUUUUAGAGAUGACAUCCUGGAGAAAUUGUUGAGAUGCAACUGAGUAUUGAGCAAACUGUUAUCCUGCUCUUCUCAACUUACUGCUGACCGGAUAUUCUUUGUGUGAAAGUUAAUAACUUACUUAAUGAUUUCUGAAGAAAAUCACUGAGCAAGCGACAACUCCUCCUUUUUGAAGAAUCUGUCAGACAGACAGACAGGCUGCUACGAUUCGCACUGAAAACUGACUCUGUCAGAAGCCAAUAUAAGCACGUGAGCAUUUUUUAAAUUCACAACAGCUGGAGCCUAGACCUGCGCAUACAGUACAGCCGAAGCACACUAGAAAGAUGCCAGUGGAGACAGUCGUGCUGGUUUUGUUGCCAGCGAAGUCCUCCUCCCUCUUGUUGUCACACGUUUUAUGUUUGAUGUUGCCAUUCACAGAUUGCUGCAUUGUACAUUUUACUGGAAUGUAAAGUGUUGAUUUGUGAUGAUAGUUGAUUUUGUUCCUUUUUUAUUUUGAUAAUGUAUAUUUAUUGUAAAUUUGCUGUCUAAUAGAACCAUUGGUGUAAGAUGAGGACAAUUUUCGGCUCUCUGCUGAAGUUUGAAAGAGGCACUGAUUAUGAGCAUUUACACAAAAUCAGGAAGAUGUUUUGCUUGGUGUGCAUUACAUAUUGCGCACAAAUAGAUUAUGCUCUGUGUUCUUUGACUGUAAUGCAAGUUUACUAAUUUUACGCAGUGUAGCAGAAAUGCAAAAGAAUAGAACAAAUCUGACCUGUGAUAUGUCCUUGCUGUUGUUUGAGAAGGUCAGGCACUGUGUGAUGAUGGAAACCUGGUCAUUUUCAGUUACUUCCUGAUGAGUGUGUUGUCCUCUUGCUCUUCAGGAAUAAAAGAAAAGUGUCCUCAUCUUUGCUCUUGUUGUUUUUACCCUUGCGGUGAAACUAUCCUCUCUUUACCCUUGAAAAGUACCAGCUAUGUCAAUAAAGUUGGCCACCUCUGGGUUUCCCCUUAAA
Molecule: messenger RNA, 2819 nt
Organism: Micropterus dolomieu (smallmouth bass)
Lineage: Eukaryota; Metazoa; Chordata; Actinopteri; Centrarchiformes; Centrarchidae
Gene: dnajc7
Product: DnaJ (Hsp40) homolog, subfamily C, member 7
Exons: 14
Coding region: 57-1538 (493 amino acids)
Molecular function (GO): protein binding
Source: RefSeq, a predicted model, not a curated record